ACCAUCAAAACGAAAUUACCUGACGUUCCAGAAAAAUCAGAAAUCACUGCUUAUACUUCUGUCGCUAUACAAGAACAACUAUCCAUUGAAUCGGCACUAGAAACUCUAACAUCUCUACAGUCCACGAAAUUGUUGCCAAUGGAAAUGUUAAACAUAAACAAAAAUGGUGGUCAAAGCUAUGGAUACAUAGUAUAUGGAAAAAACAAUCUUCAUAUACUGGCCAAUGUAGUCUUGAGAAUAGAAGGCAGAGUAUAUGAUACUGUGGUGGUUCUUGUAAAUGGGGUUUUGGUGUCAUCAUGGUUGCAGAAAAGUUCAGAAUUAAAUGAAUUUGGAAUCUUCAGAGUGGAAAAUGGUACAAUGGUUCUCUCAACAGUUCAAUUAUCUGGUGAUACCUUGGACUUGGUGGUGGAAAACUGGGGUAGAGUAAAUGUCAGAGUGUACAAACAAUUUAAAGGUAUUUGGCAAGGAGGUGUUUUGUUGAAUGACGAACAUAUUUCCAAUUGGAUGAUUUUUCCUCUUGAAUUCAAGAAAUCCUGAACCAAUGAGCAGAGUCCAUGGCGAACAUUUGAUAAAUCUGCAACAGGACCAUCGUUAUAUGUAGUCAACAAUCCGUUAAAAGACGAUAUGAGUAGAUGGACAAAAGGAAUUGUUAUGGUGAAAGACUUUGUUUUGGGGAGGAACGCUAGAAUGGGUCCAAUUCAGACAUUGUACUUACCUGCACCUUUUUUGAAACAUGGGAGAAAUGACAUCAUCAUUUUUGAACAUUUCAAGCCUCAUUCUGAGAUAUCUUUCACUGAAGACCACAUAUAUUCUUCUCAUUGAUCCUGUCAAAUGAAUAGUUUGUUAGAGAUAAGAUUUUUUAUUCGUGAAAGAUUAAAAGAAACUCUCGUUACUACAUAUGAAAUGGACUCCAUGAAAUAUUACCCAACGUAAUAUGAACGAAUAUCUCUCAGUAUCAUAAGAUGUCCAAAGAAAAUUCAAGAUAACGACUUCUGGAACAACCUUAUAGUAAAGAUAUAAGAGGCAAUUCUUCAGAAAUAUAUAUGAAAAAAAGCUUGAGGAACGAAACUCUUAUUGUCUCAUUUAGCCAUUUUCAUAUGAAAUCAAACAAAAUAUUUUCAGGACUAUAAUAUAUUUCAUCUCUUCAAUAACAGUCAAUAUAUCCAACAGAAAAUCCUUCAAUCACCAUACACCACACAUCAAAAUUUAAAUUCUCAAUGUACCUAUCACACAGUUCUGAGGCAAAUUAUGCCUUCCUCAAGAAUCUACAACUAAUAUACCAUAUCCCCACGAGGAUUUCAUUUGGAAAACAUAUAUUUUUUCCAAGUUAGCUAGUCUCUUUAAGACAUUAAUGUCAAUUGCCAUGAUAUUGUUCACACCAUUAACUUAACUAAAUAGAAAAAAUACAAUAAAAACAGCAAAUAUAGGUCAAAAAUAGACAAUAUAAACAUCAACUACAAUUGACACUGCCAACAAAAUCCUUAUUGAUAUAGACAUUGAAAUAAAUACAAUAAAAACAGCUCUCAAAAGGCAAAUAAAACUAAAAAUGUAGGUAAUAGAAAUAUCAUUCACAUAUGACAGCUGACACUAAUGGUAUAUAACAUAUGACAGCUGACACUAAUGACAAAUGCACAGCGUAGCCAACAUUGAAGAAUACAUGUUCUCCAAAUGAAAUUCUAGUCCUACAUGAUGUGUUAUAUAAUUGCACAAUACAAGGAUAUUUGAAGAAACAAAUACAUCCGUUAAUAUCUACUACUGGUUUACAAAAUAUAAAAUAUCUGAAAAUGCACUAUUCUGGUCAUAUCUUCCGACGUAAUUAUGAUACAGGAUGGUUCAAAAAUUAGAAAAAAAUUGUUCCUUCAAAUGUACAGGACAAAUCAUUAUUUUAAUAUUUACUUUAGUAUUUUCACUGUACAAUUCCGAUAGUGCAUAUUACAUAUUGACUUUCAGUAAAAUCAUAUAGAUAUAUUGCCUAAUUGUACAAAUAAGAUGUUUAAUAAUGAAAGGCUGAUGAUUUUUUAAUUUAUUUUAAAUACAAUCCUAUCAAAUACAGUAUCAUUUCUUAUUUAUGUUUCAGAGAAAAAAUAACCUUGAAUGCGACUUCUCAACAAUCUCUUCCAUUUGGUGGGUU
Leptinotarsa decemlineata (Colorado potato beetle) is the source of this 2131-nucleotide messenger RNA. RefSeq names its product beta-galactosidase-1-like protein 2. The record is from RefSeq and is a predicted model, not a curated record. NCBI's taxonomy places the organism in Eukaryota, Metazoa, Arthropoda, Insecta, Coleoptera, Chrysomelidae.